AUGGAACUACCAGCACCCCAUGAAAGCCUCAGCAAACAGCACCCGAUGAAAGCUUCAGCAACCAGCACCCCAUGGAACUACCAGCACCCUAUGAAAGCCCAAGCAACCAGCACCCCAAGUAAGCCCAAGCAACCAGCACCCCAUGAAAGCCUCAGCAACCAGCAUUCCAAGAAAGCCCCACCUCAGCAACCAGCACCCCAUGAAAGCCCCAGCAACCAGCACCCCAUAAAAGCCUCAGCAACCAGCACCAAAUGGAACUACCAGCACCCUAUGAAAGCCUCAGCAACCAGCACCCCAAGAAAGCCCCAGCAACCAGCACCCAAUGAAAGCCUCAGCAACCAGCACCCCAUGAAAGCCCCAGCAACCAACACCCCAUUAAAGCCUCAGCAACCAGCACCCCAUGAAAGCCCCAGCACCCAGCACCCCAUGGAACUACCAGCACCCCACUAA
Mya arenaria is the source of this 450-nucleotide messenger RNA. Its product is annotated as cell division protein ZipA-like. The record is from RefSeq and is a predicted model, not a curated record. Lineage: Eukaryota; Metazoa; Mollusca; Bivalvia; Myida; Myidae. The transcript is spliced from 2 exons. Bases 1 to 450 code for a protein of 149 amino acids.